CGUGGGCGGCGUAAAUGCAGACACCUUGACCGUCGCGCAGAGGUGACGUAGGACGCGGAAGGCGGUGAGGACGUGCGCGCCGUCGCUCCUUCCUCUUUCUCGACUCCAUCUUCGUGUCGCCGGCAGCCGGGUCCGCGCUCCAGUCGCCGACAUGCAGGUGUUCGUUCGCGCCCAGGAGCUCCACACCCUCGAGGUGACCGGCCAGGAGACGGUCGCCCAGAUCAAGGCGCAUGUGGCCUCGUUGGAGGGCAUCGCCCCGGAAGACCAGGUCGUGCUGCUGGCGGGCGCGCCGCUGGAGGACGAGGCGGUGCUGGGCCGGUGCGGCGUGGAGGCGCUGAGCACGCUGGAGGUGGCCGGCCGCGUGCUGGGAGGUAAAGUCCAUGGUUCUCUGGCCCGUGCUGGGAAAGUGAGAGGUCAGACUCCCAAGGUGGCCAAACAGGAGAAGAAGAAGAAGAAGACCGGCCGGGCCAAGAGGCGGAUGCAGUACAACCGUCGCUUUGUUAACGUCGUGCCCACCUUUGGAAAGAAGAAGGGCCCCAAUGCCAACUCUUAAACCCUUGUAAUCCGGCUUUCUCAAAUAAAGCCACUUGCUGCGUUCA
Molecule: messenger RNA, 599 nt
Organism: Erinaceus europaeus (western European hedgehog)
Lineage: Eukaryota; Metazoa; Chordata; Mammalia; Eulipotyphla; Erinaceidae
Gene: FAU
Product: FAU ubiquitin like and ribosomal protein S30 fusion
Exons: 5
Coding region: 152-553 (133 amino acids)
Biological process (GO): translation
Cellular component (GO): ribosome; cytosolic small ribosomal subunit
Molecular function (GO): protein binding; structural constituent of ribosome
Source: RefSeq, a predicted model, not a curated record